Molecule: messenger RNA, 1196 nt
Organism: Symbiodinium necroappetens
Lineage: Eukaryota; Dinophyceae; Suessiales; Symbiodiniaceae
Source: the annotation of a GenBank genome assembly
AUGGGAGGUUCCAUCGGGACGGAGUGCACAGGAGAUGAUGCGGACCGGCACCAUGCAUCAGAGAUGCCAGAGGACAUGCCGAAGCCCAUCAGUUCAGACCAAGAACAAGAACCGACAACGCCAGUGACUGUCAAGCGGAAGUCCAAAAAGAAAGUCACCAUGGGCGACGAGGUCCAGGCGAUCACCCCCGAGCAGGAGGGGACCUUUGAGUCUGACCAACCGAAACCCUCACUUCAACGAGCUGGAACCCGGUAUGUGGCCAAGGCUGAGAACCAGCAGGAAGAUGAGGGAAACGAUUCGGCCACGGACGAAGCGGAAGAUGGUGAGGACAUCUUCGAGGUGCAUUCCGAGCUGAGCCAACUGGAAGAGUACGUCCAGUCCUGGGUGGUGAAGUACCGGAGAGCCAUCCACAACAGGCGAAAGAUCAGCGCGAGCAUGCGGCGGGCCCUGGACGAGAAGAUCUCUGCUAUCUCCAACGAGAUGCGGAGGCUCGACCGAGGACGCGUGAGCGUGGCGUCUACAACCACAUCCGAGAUCUUCAUGCAGACGGCCUACCUUGGCCUGAAGACCAACCGGCGCUUUAGGAGCCUCCGAGAUGUCGUGCGGAAGGUACAGGAAGACAUCCGCACACGAAGGAUUCUCCUGCUUUGGCGAGAGCAUUUGGAGAACAGCAGUCCCACAAGCAAUUUGAGGGCACAGCUCUUGAUGUCCGGAAGCAUGGACUUCGAAGAUGCUAUCGGCAAGCUGAGCAUCGACAUCUGGGAUGGUGUCAAUGUUCUUGAGCUCGAGAGGUCCUGCAACGAGCCGAUGUUUCAGGUCUUCUUCGCGAUUUGGCAGCAGCACCACAUCGGACACUUUGUCAAGGCGAAGAAGGUGAAGGUUCAGGAGUAUAUCAAAGCUGUGGACAACGGCUACGUCAAGGCGAAUCCGUACCACAACAGCGCCCAUGCUGCUGAGGUGACCUUGAUGACGUACCAGAUCUGGUCGUACCUGUCACAAGGAUCCUUCAAAGGCUACUUCGAGCAGGUGGAUCUGUUGGUCGUGAUGAUUGCAGCGGCCAUCCACGACAUCGCCCAUCCUGCGACGAACAAUGAUUUCCUUAUCAAGACCAAGAGUCCGCUAGCUUUGCGCUAUCACGACACAUCGAUUCUCGAGAAUUUCCAUCUGGCAACAGCUUUCGAGUUGAUGAGAGCAAG